CCGCUCUACUAACUACCAAGUCAUUCAUCAUCAGCUCUCUGUUUUUACCAACUUCUCCAUUGUUGCCAUUUACCCAUUUGCCGAUGUGGCGUCAAGGUCAGAAUCUUCUGCGGCGAGCCUCACCGAGAUUAAUUGUUCUCCCUCAUUCAUCAAACUCUAGCUUCGGAAUCAGACAAAUUAUUACCGGUUCAUCUUCAUCAUCGAGCCCAAGUGUGUCGAUAUGGAGGCGCAAGAAAGAAAUGGGUAAAGAAGGUUUAAUGGUUGCCAAGGAGCUUAAGCGCUUGCAAUCGAACCCAAUCCGGUUUGAGCGGUUCAUUAAGUCCCACGUUUCUCGCCUUCUCAAAUCUGACCUCGUCGCUGUUCUUGCUGAGUUCCAGAGACAAGAUCUUGUUUAUCUCUCCAUGAGGUUGUACGAGGUUGUCCGCAAAGAAAUAUGGUAUCGGCCAGACAUGUUCUUUUACAGGGAUAUGCUUUUCAUGCUUGCAAGAAACAAAAGCGUAGAUGAAGCAAAGAAGGUAUGGGAUGAUUUGAAGAAAGAAGGAGUGCUUUUCGAUCAGCAUACAUUUGGUGAUCUUGUUAGGGCUUUUCUAGAUGGUGGAUUACCUUCAGAGGCAAUGCACAUAUAUGAUGAAAUGAGGCGCUCUCCUGAUCCUCCUAUGUCUUUACCUUAUCGUGUUAUACUGAAAGGGUUACUAAUUUACCCAGAACUGAGAGAAAAAGUGAAGGAUGAUUUUCUGGAACUGUUCCCAGAUAUUGUAGUUUAUGAUCCACCUGAAGAUUUAUUUGAUGAAGAAGAAUGGAGAAAGGAGAGCGAGGAUGAUUAGAGUAUGUUGUUGACUUGAAUUUUCUCAAUGGCAUUUAGAAUAUCUGCUGUACAAGAAGAUAGUGGAAUAGUAAAUGUGGAGUGCUUUGGCGGCUGGUUGAGCAAUCCUUUAUGCUGCUGAACAGAUGAGUGCUUCUGGUUUUGAGUUUGAAAUGUGAUCCAGGAAAGCCGUGCAAAUUUAAAAGUUUAUGCGCAGGUAUGAAGCUUACCUAUAAAUAUCUAAAUUGAAGUUGGUCGAACGCUAGCUUCUAAUGAAGUGGAUAUAUCAUUUUCUGCAAUUUGUGUUUUAAGAUAAGCUGCCAAUUUCUCCUAAUUACGUUUCACUCUGAUCAAAAGGUAAUGAAAGCCUGCAGUUAUUGAGGCUCACCAUCUCAUUUAGAUUCUUAUGAGAUGGUGAAUGUCAGCAUAAAUGCUCCUCCAAUAAAUUAAUAUUUGGUCAGUCAUCCAAAUUAUUGGUUAUGGUAUCCUGAUUCUUCAGAGCAAUCCGGUUUCUGCGGUACCAUUCUUGAACUCUAGCCUCAUGUGAUUGAGUUUUGAUCUUCACAUGAUUGAAGUAUCAAGCUAUGUGGUCAUUAUAUAGCAUUUGGUCUCGUCAUAGGGUUCGAUAUCUUCAGGCAUACAUUUCUUGCUGUCAUCUCUUCAGGGCCUUUUGCUAUAUCCUCUGUCAAAGUACUAACUAAAAAGUGCUGAUUCUGUGAGAUUUUGGUUUUGGAGUUCUAAAUGUGACAAUGGUAUAUUUGUUGCUGUGGAGUUGUUUCCAAGAUAAUGGCUCAGCCUACAAGUACCAGAAAGAAAAAUGUAGAACCUAAUUCAUUUUGAGCGUUUGGGCCGUUUGGCUGUUCCAGAUU
Molecule: messenger RNA, 1671 nt
Organism: Nicotiana attenuata
Lineage: Eukaryota; Viridiplantae; Streptophyta; Magnoliopsida; Solanales; Solanaceae
Product: pentatricopeptide repeat-containing protein At1g62350
Exons: 3
Coding region: 84-824 (246 amino acids)
Molecular function (GO): protein binding
Source: RefSeq, a predicted model, not a curated record